Molecule: messenger RNA, 2707 nt
Organism: Cryptotermes secundus
Lineage: Eukaryota; Metazoa; Arthropoda; Insecta; Blattodea; Kalotermitidae
Product: MFS-type transporter SLC18B1
Exons: 12
Coding region: 132-1553 (473 amino acids)
Biological process (GO): transmembrane transport
Molecular function (GO): transmembrane transporter activity
Source: RefSeq, a predicted model, not a curated record
UACACAUCAGCCAGAGGUGGCCCGUGGUCCAUGGGCACAGGACAGCGGCGACAAGCAGCUCCAAGGAGCCAGAUUCUUGACACGUGACAGAGUAUAAAGCAGACGGUUGGGCGAGGCUGGGGCCAGACACCAUGGGCUCUCAGUCGGGGGCGACGCCUUUCACCAGGGAGCAGUGGGCCGUGCUCUGCGUCAUAGGCAGCGUCCACUUUGGGUGCGCGAUCUGCGUGUCCUUGCAGGCGCCCUUCUACCCCGCCGAGGCAGAGCGGAAAGGCGUUUCGGCCAGUGAGUAUGGGCUGGUCUUCGGCAUCUUCGAGCUGGUCUCUUUCCUAAGCUGCCCGAUUCUUGGGAAAUACCUGGACUUCAUUGGACCUAAAUUCAUGCUGAACUCAGGAAUCUUCAUUGCGUCAACAUGUUCCAUCCUUUUUGGGCUACUAGACCUGGUCACAGGGCACAUAGACUUCAUCACUCUGUCAUUCACUAUUCGCAUUGUGGAGGCACUGGGAACUUCAGCUGCUACAACUGCUGCAUUUGCCAUCACAGCGUCCGUAUUCCCAGACUCAGUGGCCACUACCUUCGCUGCGCUGGAAACAUUCUAUGGUCUGGGCUACAUCGUAGGACCCAUGAUUGGUGGAAUGCUGUUUUCACUAGGCGGCUACAUUCUCCCAUUUGUUUCAAUGGGAACAUUUCUAAUGCUUGAUGCGAUAUUUAUAUAUUUUAUCCUGCCCCCUUUGGGAAAUGAACCAGGACAGCUGAGACCAGAAGUGAAGCUGCUCGCCAUGUUCAAAAUUCCUGAUGUGGGACUGGAUUCAUUCUGCAUAGCAGCAACUGCUGUCAGUAUGGGCUUCUACUCAGCUACGCUGGAGCCCCACCUCCGAAAGUUCUGUCUUACGCCGGUCGUCACAGGGGUCAUGUUCGUUAUCAGUGGUACGCUGUACGCAGUGUCCGCACCGCUCGUGGGCCGCCUCUGUGACCUCGAAGUGCAGCCCAAGAAGGUGAUGGUGGCCGGAAGUGUGUGCAUCGUAACCAGCUACUUCCUGGUGGGCCCCUUGCCGGGGCUGCCUCUCCCAACGACCAUGUGGAUGUGUGUACUCGGCCUCAUCGUCCACGGCAUCGGCACGGCCUCCAUAUUAGUACCAUGCUUCAUUGACAUCAUCAGAUCCUCUGUGGCCAGUGGCUUUCCUGACGACAUGACCACAUACGGGAUGGUGGCGGGGCUGUGGGCCUCGUUCUUCUCGCUCGGAGCCUUCGUGGGGCCCUCAGUUGGGGGUGUGCUGUAUGACACGAUUGGAUUCCGGAGUGGAACCCUGUUUCCCGUGGGCAUGCACCUCCUGGUGUUCGUGUCUGUCACGUGUUUUGUAUGUCUCUACAACGGACCUGGACCCGCGGUCCCUGUGCCCGUCGCGAACCCUGGGGAUGCCGAGUGCUGCAUCCAGAGAGGACGCAACCUGCCGCAAGACAUUCCUCCCCUUCUCCCCUCGAAGUGCUCAGACUCCAUCACCACAGGGUACGGCAGUUUCGGGACCCCUGUUCCCUUCCUGACUGCCAUCUCCUGACGUCGUAACAUGGCGCCGGCGCGUCCGGAGUGAAGCCAAAUAUGCUGCAGAGUGACUCGCCGAUAAUUCACGCCAUCUUGGUGUAAACUGUGACCGUGGUGACGGAUGGUGCGCAUAGGCGCGCGUAGCUGGAAGGAUGGUCACGUGGUGAGGGACAGACUAGUCAGCUCUAGCCUUUAACACUGCUGCUGUACGUUUUAUGUGACGAUCCUCAAAACGUAACACGUUUUCAGUCAGAAUAAAGUAUUUUAGCAUUUUCUUUGUGUUACUCAAGUUAUAGAACUUGUGCGGUCACGCAUGGAACAGAUUUUGCACACGCGCUUGGUGUUUGUUGUGUUACCUCAGUGGCCUGGAUAUCUCUAAUGAAUGGGACGAUAUAUUUAGACAUUAAUAUUGUUUUUCGCAGUGUAUUUUGGUACGUGGGUAUCGACGUUUCGAAGGAUCAUAGUUCCUCCAUCUUCAGUGUGCCAAACAUAUCUUAUAAGUUUUUGCCAUACUGGAAACGGGAAAUACAUACACAAUUUUAAUUAUAAAUAAUGAAGAUAAAACAUCACUUGGAUGAUCUAAAUAUAGAUGGGAAGGGAACACAGAGACGAAUCUUAAAGAAAGAAUAUGAUUUUUCUGAGUGGAGCCAUGUGGCUCUAGAUAGGGCCAAGUGGCGGGCACAUGUGUACAUGUCAGUGUGCCUUCAGGCUUCAUAAAGGUGGAGAUUCUUUGUCAGCAGCAGAAUGGCUGCAAGUUCUUCAAGUGGGACUCCACUUCAGCAAAAUAGUUACUGAAAUUCACAGCUAAUAUUUAAAUCACGUUAGGAUGAAAAAAGAAAUACAAAAGGCAGAGAAAUUAGGCAGGUGAACAUCGCUGUGCAUCGCAGUAUUGCUGUAGGCCGAAACAAGUGAACAGUAUCUCCAUGCCCACUAACCCGCCCAGUCAGGCGUAUACAUGUAUACAGUUACAACUGGUUUCGACUCUUUCUGGCCAUCGUCAGGUGAUAUAUUUGUGCAUUCUCAUUUUUACUCUGACUGCUCUUUCUUGCUGCACUUGUCAGUGUAUUGCAUAUGGGAGCAGUUGUGUACUGUUACUGCCUGCAUAACCUCUGUACACAUCUACUGAGCACUUCUGUCUCUUGUAUACACUAAAUUUAUUAUGAUCACUUG